AUGGCCUAUAACCGCCCCUACGACGAGGAUGCUCUCCCUAGAUUCGCUGAGCCAGAGCCUAAACCAGGACAGUCAAGGACACCUGCCCCGCAGCAGCACCCCCCUCCUCAACAGCACCACGGGCAGCAGCAACAGCAAUAUGCCCCUCAACAGCAGUAUCACCACCAACAGCCUCGAUACGACAAGCCUCUACCUGCUCAACGAGAUGCGCGAUCCCAUUCCCUAGGCCAGGGUGCUUACGGCCAUAUGUCGCCGCCUCCAAACCCUGGUGGUGCUAGGCCACAGGCUCAUAACCGCCCAGCUCCCAACUCACGGCCUCCUCCCUCGCCUGGUAUUGAUGGCAGUGGUUCGGACCCUUCACUUUUGCCCCUUUUCCGCGCUGUAGACAAAGAUGGCACCGGCCACCUUUCCGAGAGGGAACUUUCUGCCGCCCUUGUCAACGGAGACUGGACCGCCUUCGAUCCUCAUACUGUCCGCAUGAUGAUUCGAAUGUUUGACUCCGAUCGAAGUGGCACCAUUGGUUUUGAGGAGUUCUGCGGGCUAUGGUCCUUCUUGGCUUCAUGGAGGACUCUAUUUGACCGAUUCGACGCCGACCGCAGCGGCAACAUCUCUCUAUCCGAGUUCAACAACGCACUUGUCGCCUUCCGAUACCGACUAAGCCCUCAGUUUGUUGAGUUACUCUUCAACACCUAUGAUAAGAGGAAUGAGGGAGUCAUGAGCUUCGAUCUCUUUGUUCAAAGCUGUAUCUCCCUGAAACGCAUGACAGACGUGUUCAAGAAGUAUGACGACGAUCGCGACGGCUAUAUCACCUUGAGCUUUGAGGAUUUCUUGACGGAAAUCCUUAAGCAGCUCAAGUAG
This is a messenger RNA of Fusarium subglutinans, 858 nucleotides long. RefSeq names its product programmed cell death (calcium-binding). Bases 1 to 858 code for a protein of 285 amino acids. Gene Ontology annotation, molecular function: calcium ion binding. The transcript has 4 exons. The record is from RefSeq and is a predicted model, not a curated record. Lineage: Eukaryota; Fungi; Ascomycota; Sordariomycetes; Hypocreales; Nectriaceae.